This is a messenger RNA of Dryobates pubescens (Downy woodpecker), 13503 nucleotides long. It is a transcript of the gene VPS13D, whose product is annotated as vacuolar protein sorting 13 homolog D. Gene Ontology annotation, cellular component: extrinsic component of membrane. The coding region runs from base 310 to 13479 and encodes 4389 amino acids. Gene Ontology annotation, molecular function: protein binding. The transcript has 70 exons. Gene Ontology annotation, biological process: protein targeting to vacuole; mitochondrion organization; protein retention in Golgi apparatus. The record is from RefSeq and is a predicted model, not a curated record. Lineage: Eukaryota; Metazoa; Chordata; Aves; Piciformes; Picidae.
CUCAGCCCUGCGGCCGGGCCUCAGGGUGCCCCUCAGGCGCCCUCCCCGCGUGGCGCAGGCCGCUUGCCCCCGGCCUGUCCGUGGCUUCCUUGGGGCUCUUUCCGGCCGCCUCUGCGCAAGGUGACCUUUCGCUCCGCCACGCGUUGCGUGCCAACAGGUCUCUCCUGUCUCUGUCUUCCUCCCCACGAUGUGUUCGCUUGCCUGGAAAGGGAGAGAAGGGAGACUGCUCUGAAGAGUUGAGACUGUAAUUAUGAAACAGAAAUCCAGAAAAUGACAGAAAAACGUUAGUCGCCUUCUUCUAGGACAGUCAUGUUGGAAGGAUUGGUAGCCUGGGUCCUCAACACCUAUUUGGGCAAAUAUGUCAAUAACCUGAACACAGACCAGCUUUCAGUGGCUCUUCUAAAGGGUGCUGUUGAAUUGGAAAACUUGCCUCUAAAGAAGGAUGCCUUGAAGGAACUGGAAUUACCAUUUGAAGUAAAGGCAGGUUUCAUUGGCAAAAUAACACUCCAGAUACCUUUCUGUCGCCCGCACGUGGAUCCAUGGGUGAUAUCUGUCUCAAAACUGCACUUAAUUGGUGCACCAGAAAAAAAAGAAGAUUUUGAUGAGGAAAGGGAGAAGUUGCAAGAAAGAGAACACAAGAAAGCCCUUCUUCUAGCUCUUGAAGAAAAAUGGAAAAAAGAACGACAGCAGAAAGGAGAAUCCUACUGGUACUCAGUCACUGCAUCUGUAGUCACACGAAUUGUAGAGAACAUUGAAUUAAAAAUUCAGGAUGUCCAUUUGAGGUUUGAAGAUGGUGUCACGAAUCCUCUGCAGCCAUUUGCCUUUGGCAUAUGCAUCAAAAAUGUAUCCAUGCAAAAUGCAGUGUUUGAACCAGUGGAGAAGCUGAUGAGGAAAAAACAGUUGGAUGUUGCUGACUUCAGUGUUUAUUGGGAUACCAACUGCACUUUAUUGGGUGAUCUGCCUCCUGGGAAGCUACAGGAAGCAAUGGAUAAAAGUAUGGAAAAUCGUGAUCAUAACUACAUCAUGGAACCUGUUUGCACUUCUGCUCUUCUCAAGAGAAAUUGUUCUAAGGAGCCUUUAAGAUCUCGCCAGACUCCACGGCUCGAGUGUGACAUUCAGCUUGAGACUAUACCCUUGAAGCUUUCACAGAUGCAGUAUCAGCAGAUCAUGGGAUUUUUGAAGGAACUGGCUAGGAAGGAACGACAGCUGAAGUUCAGGAAGUGGAGACCAAAGGCUGCAGUAACAGAGAGCUGCCGAGAGUGGUGGAUGUUUGCUUUGAAUGCCAGUCUGUCGGAGAUCAGGGAGCAGAGACAACGCUCCAGCUGGAAGUUCGCUUUGCAUCGGGCCCAAGAUGCAGUGUCUUACACUGACAUGUAUUACAGCAAGCUGAAGGGGGAACCACUGUCUGCUGCAGAGGAGGCAGAAAUGCAUCGUAUUGAGGAUGAGCAAACCUAUGAAGAGUUGAAGAUACUGUAUGAGGUAGUUCAUGAUAAAUUCCAUGACCUAGCUGAGAGUAUUAAAGAGCCAUUGCCUGAUACCCCUGGAGGCUCCCCUAGCACAGAAUCUGCACAUGGCACUGGGAUGCUGCAGUACCUUCAGUCCUGGUUUCCUGGCUGGGGAGGCUGGUAUGGAUAUGCUCAGCAAACAUACGAAGGUGAAGCUUUUGAAGGGCUGCUGCCAGACCCAAAGGAACAGUGGAAUCCAGAAGAAAUACUGGGUGCAGAUGAAUUUUUUGAUCCUGCUGCAGAUGCUUCUAGCAUGAAUACCUUUACAAAGAGAGAUCAUGUUUUUGCUAAAUUAAAUCUACAGUUGCAGGGUGGUUCUUUCACUCUGCUGCAUAAGAGAAAGAAGAUGAUGCAUGCUGAGGAGACUGCUUUUAUGCAGCUGGAGUUUUCAGGUGUGAAGAUCUUGGCAGAGUCCCUUCCUCGCAGAAAUUCUUCCCUUCUCAAAGUUCGGCUUGGUGGCCUUUUUCUGAGGGAUUUGGCAACAGAAGGGACCAUAUUUCCAGUUCUUGUAUUCCCAAAUCCUCAAAAAGAGGUUGGCUGCAUGUCUUCCUUUGGACUCCAGAGUCUGUCCUCAGAAAUGACUAAUCAGAACACUGUUGCAGAUCCUGACGCCCCAGUGUUUGAGAUGCUUUAUGAAAGAAAUCCAAUCCACAGCAAUUUUGAGAGGCGCCUGGAAGUCAGUACCAGACCUCUAAACAUUAUUUACAAUCCACAAGCCAUUAAGAAAGUAGCUGACUUCUUCUACAAGGGAAGGGUUCAUACCUCAGGUUUUGGAUAUCAGUCCGAGUUAGAGGCAAGAGUGGCUGAAGCUGCCAGAAGACAGUACAACAAGCUGAAAAUGCAGACAAAAGCUGAAAUCAGGCAGACUAUUGAUCGUUUACUAGUAGGGGACUUCAUUGAAAACAGCAAAAGCUGGACUGUGUGCCUUGAUAUUUCUGCCCCUCAGGUGAUCUUCCCUGAUGAUUUCAAAUGUGUGGAUCCAGUGUUAGUUGUUGUAGAUCUGGGAAGAAUAUUACUUACCAAUUCUCAAGAAGAAUCUAAAAGGAGUGCAGAUGCUGUUUCUUCAGAAGUCAAUGACUUGAGUGAUGAGGAAUAUAAAACACCGCUUGCAACUCCUCCCAAUACUCCACCACGAGAAUCUAACACUAGCAGUGGCAUCAAAAUGCCUGAAUUUACUGGAGUAGAAAUAAGUGAAGAGCAGCUGCAAGCACACUUGAUGAGUAAAAAGAUGUAUGAGACAUACACACUUUCAUUUAUGGACCUUCAGAUCAUGGUGGGCCGAGUGAAGGACAACUGGAAACAUGUUCAAGAUAGUGAUGUGGGUCCAACUCAUGUGGUAGAAAAGUUCAACGUUCACCUGCAGUUGGAGCGCAGGUUGAUCUACACCUCUGACCCAAAGUACCCAGGAGCUGUCUUGUCUGGCAAUCUGCCAGACUUAAAAAUUCAUAUCAAUGAAGACAAAAUACUAGCUCUGAAGAACUGUUGCACACAGCUAAGCACAUCUGAAGCAAAGCCUUCCGAUGCCCUGCAUUUAGGGAAGGACAAGAUUUUUGCAGGGGUAGAGCAGCUUGGCAGUUUGCAUGAUUCUGUAAUGAACCUAACUCAGAGCGUUGUAAUGCUGGAGCAGCACACCAGGGAGGUUCUUGUUGAAUCUCAGCUGCUUUUGGCUGAAUUCAAAGUCAACUGCAUGCAGCUGGGUGUGGAAAGUAAUGGACGGUAUAUCUCUGUGCUCAAGGUUUUUGGCACCAAUGCCCAUUUUGUGAAGAGGCCAUAUGAUGCUGAAGUGUCCCUGACUGUUCAUGGUCUGUUGCUGGUUGAUACAAUGCAAACAUAUGGAACAGAUUUUGACCUUUUGAUGGCUUCUCAUAAGAAUCUGAGUUUUGAUGUGCCAACAGGAAGUCUUCGAGACAGCAGGGCUCAGUCCCCAGUUUCUGGGCCACAUGAGACACGUCCCAUUGAUGUAUUGGGUUUGACAGAGAGAUGCACUACAGCCCCAAAUGCUUCAGCUGGUAACAGUGGGAAAGAUCAAGAGUCCCUGAUAAAAUUGGAGUAUCAGUUUGUGAGUGCAGAAUGCCCGUCGAUGAAUCUGGAUAGCAGUCUGCAGGUGAUCUCUGUGCAGGUGAACAACCUGGAUAUCAUCCUUAAUCCAGAAACUAUUGUUGAACUGAUUGGAUUUCUCCAGAAAUCCUUCCCAAAGGAAAAAGAAGAUUCUAGUCCUCAGCCUUUAAUAACUGACUUGGAAAGAGACUGGAGGGAACAGGAAACCUUCCAGUCUACUUAUGUACAGAACACAGAGGUGGCAGUUGAUAUUCACUGGUUAAACAUACUCCUUCUCAGGACAGUUGGCAUGACAAAUGGAGAAAAAUAUGGCAGAAAAAUUGCAACUGCCAGUAUUGGCGGCACCAAAGUCAAUGUCUCCAUGUGUAGUAAACUGGAUGUAAAUGGCUCUCUGGGAUGCCUUCACCUGAUGGAUCUAACACAAGAUAGUGUUAAGAACCAGUAUGUUGUCAGCAUAGGGAAUACAGGAAGGUAUGAAGGUCUCAUUGGUGAUGACUACUUUGAGUCUUUAUUCUUUAGGCUUGAUGAUGGAAAUAGCCUUCCAGAUGCAUUAAGUUUCACCUUCACAGAAAAGUCAAAAGAGGAGUGUUCUCUCAACCUCAAGAUGGCCUCCUUGCACUACAACCACUCAGCUAAAUUUCUGAAAGAACUGACUUUAUCAAUGGAUGAACUGGAAGAGAAUUUCCGCAGCAUGCUGAAAAGUGCAGCUUCAAAAGUCACUACAGUCUUGGCAACUAAAACUGCAGAGUACACUGAGAUGGUCUCUUUGUUUGAUACCACGCCACGACCACGAGAUGUUGCCAACAUAGAAGAUAAUGAAGGCUAUGCGUUGGGGUCGCAGCCUCUCCAAACUGACACUAUAAAGCUUAUAUUAAAUGUGAACAUUGAAUCCCCAAUUGUUUCAAUACCUCGGAAGCCUGGCAGCUCUGAACUGCUUGUAGGUCACCUGGGACAAAUAUCUAUUCAGAAUUUUGUACCGGGAGAAGAUGAAUCUACAAGUGAUAGACUGCAAGUUGAAAUUAAGGACAUUAAAAUGUAUUCUUUAAAUAGCAGCCAAUUUACGAGCAAGAAGGAGCCUGUGAGUGAAAUAGCUCAUGGGCUGCAUUCUUCAGGUCCUGCUAGUAUUAGUAGCCAGGAAGAAUCUCAUUUUACUCGUCAUGACUUCUUUGAAUCAUUACAUAAAGGCCAUGCUUUCCACAUUCUGAACAACACCACCAUCCAGUUUCAGUUGGAAAAGAUACCACUAGAGAGAGAUUUGGAUGUAACUUUUCCUCUCAGUAAUGAAGAUUUUGGAGUAUCAAGCAUUAUGAAGAUUGAAGGGAAAUUUGUGAACCCACUUCAGGUGGUGUUAGCAAAGCAUGUGUAUGAGCAAGUCCUGCAGACUCUGGAUAAUUUAGUUUACAAUGAAGACUUGAACAAAUUUCCAACCGCUUCUGUGUCUUCAACUCGUCAUAGCUCUCCAUCAGCAUCACUUCAUAGUGCAGGCACAGAAUUCUCAAGUGAAUGGAAGGAAAAUGGCUUAUUCAGCCAUUCUAGUUUUAAUACUGCUCCAAACAAGUCAUUAGCUAUCAGGGAAACAAAAUCUUUUACUCAGAUUCAAGCAAACUUUCAUAUCUCAGAGCUCCAGGUUCAGUUAAGUGGUGAUCUUACACUUGGUGCACAAGGCCUUGUCAGCCUUAAGUUUCAGGAUUUUGACGUUGAGUUUGCCAAAGAUCAUCCUCAGACUUUGUCCAUUCAGAUUGCCUUGCGUUCCCUGCUGAUGGAAGAUCUUCUGGAAAAAAACCCAGACUCCAUGUAUAAGAACCUCAUGGUGUCCCGUGGAGCACCCAAACCAUCCAGCUUAGCUCACAAGGAAUAUCUUUCACAGUCCUGUCCCUCAGUAUCCAAUGUAGAAUACCCAGAUAUGCCACGUUCCCUGCCUUCCCAUAUGGAAGAAGCACCUAAUGUCUUUCAGCUAUACCAAAGACCAGUUUGUGCCUCCCGUAAGAAGCCAAAAGAAGAUGCAGAUUCUGAGUAUCCUCUGACUCCACCUCCUUCUCCAACAGCAGACAGAUCCAAGUUGCCCUGUGGAAAAAGUAACUUUGAUGAUUCCUUAGUUCAUAUCAAUAUAUUUCUAGUGGAUAGGAAACAUCCUGAAUUUUCUUCUCGCUAUAACAAAAUUAACCGUAGUGUAGAUGUUGAUUUUAAUUGCCUAGAUGUCUUAAUAACUUUGCAAACUUGGGUAGUGAUACUGGAUUUCUUUGGGAUUGGAUCCACUGCUGAUAACCAUGCUAUGAAGCUGCAACCUGAAGAUACUCAGCAGACAAUCAAAUCAGAAAUAAAUACCUUGUCAGCUUCUCAAGCCCAAGAGCCUGUAAACACUAAACUGGAUCUGAAGGUCCAUUCUUUAUCAUUAGUACUGAAUAAGACAACUAGUGAGCUUGCUAAAGCCAGUGUGUCAAAACUUGCAGCUCACUUGGAAUUGAUUGAGGGAGAUUUAGCCCUGCAAGGAAGUAUUGGAAGUCUGUCCCUGAGUGAUCUUACAGCUCAUGGAGAAUUCUACAGAGAGCGUUUCACUACGAGCGGUGAAGAAGCACUCAUUUUCCAAAUCUAUAAAUACGGGAGGCCAGACCCCUUGCUGCAGAGGGAGUGUGACAUGCGUGUCACCCUGCGGAUGGCAUCUGUUCAGUACGUGCACACCCAGCGCUUCCAGGCAGAGGUGGUGUCUUUCAUCCAACAUUUCACUCAGCUUCAGGAUGUCUUGGGGCGACAAAGAGCAGCCAUUGAAGGACAAACAGUAAGAGAUAAAGCACAGAGAGCUUCCCGAGUUCUUCUUGAUAUAGAGGCUGGUGCUCCUGUUCUGCUUAUCCCUGAAAGCUCCAAGUCCAAUAGCCUUAUUGUAGCUAAUCUGGGAAAGCUGAAAGUGAAGAACAGAUUCCUGUUUGCAGGAAUGCCAGGCACUUUUUCAUUAAAAAACAAGGAUUCAGUUCAAUUUUCAUCUCCUUUGGGAACCCCAAAACACAGCAUGAAGAAAUCAAGUGCUGAUGAAUCAAAAGCAGUGACAGAAGGAUUGUUCAUGAAAAAAUCACCAGGAGCAAACAUUUCUAAGCUGAAGAGUGAGCCUGUGCUGAGCACAUCAACUAAGCAACAAGGGCAACAGCCAAAGCUGCCUAUCCUGCCAAACCCUGACAGCCCAGAGGAUCACAUCUGCCUCUUAGACUGCAUUGUGGUUGAUCUGCAGGACAUGGACAUAUUUGCUGCAGAAAGAUACCAGAGAGAUUAUUCAAAGGCUGCAGGAGACGCAAGUGCGGACUUGAGCUUUCCAUCCUACUUUGUGAGGCAGACAGGAGGAAGCCUGCUAACAGAACCUUUCAGACUGAAGUUACAAGUAGAGAGAAACUUAGACAAAGAGCUAAGUCAUGCAGUUGCAGACAUCUCCAUCCAUGGCAAUCUGUCAUCAGUCCAUUGCUCUCUGGACUUGAACAAGUACAAACUGAUCCGUGGACUGCUGGAGAACAACCUGGGAGAGCCUGUAGAAGAGUUCAUGCGGCCUUAUGAUUUGCAGGAUCCAAGAAUUCAUACAGUUUUGAGUGGAGAAGUGUAUACUUCUAUGUCAUUCCUCAUUGACAUGGUGAAUGUGAGUCUGGAACUGAUGGAUCCUAAAGGAAAAGAAGGAUGCAGCUCUUUAGCCAGGUUUGAUUUCAAGAAAUCCAAGUUGCUUUUUGAAAGCUCUUCAAAUGGAACAAAGUCUGUCAAUUUGGUUUCUCAUUCCAUGAUGGCGUUUGACACGCGUUAUGCUGCACAGAAGUCUACUGCAGGCACACCUAAUGUGUUCAACUGCAUUUUUCAGUCAUCAAAGAAUACCAGUAGUCCAGGAGCCAUCCAGAUUGAAUUACACUUCAGGUCUACUAAGGAUUCCUCCAGUUUCACAGUCGUUCUGAACAAUCUCCGUGUGUUUCUGAUAUUUGACUGGUUGUUACUGGUUCAUGACUUCUUAUAUACUCCCGGAGACACCAGAAAGCAGGAAAAUCCCUUUGCUUCCCGACAACGCACUUACAGCAGUGAAACAGCUGUGCUUCCCAAGGCAGUGAAGAGUGGAGUGGUUACAAAACGUUCAUCACUACCUGUCACUGCAGAGAAACAGCUGGAGGUCAAGGUUAAUGUGACAGGAACUGAGUUUGUGGUUGUUGAGGACAUGUCUUGCUUCGAUACCAACGCAAUCAUUUUGAAGGGGACAACUGUUCUCACUUACAAGCCCAAGCUGUUGGAUCGUCCUUUCUCUGGUAGUUUGUUUGGUAUUGAGGUUUUCUCAUGCCGGUUGGGAAAUGAACAAGAGACUGCACUGUCAAUUAUUGAUCCAGUACAAAUUCACAUGGAACUUGUUGGGAAUGCUUCCUACCCGAGUGGUUCAGGACUGUUGGAUGCUUUCAAUAGUGAGGAUUUUCCUCCUAUUCUAGAGAUUCAGUUGCAAGCCCUGCAUAUCAGACUGUCCUACAAUGAUGUUCAACUCUUUCUGGCAAUUGCAAAGUCAAUACCUCAACAGACCAGUGCUGCUAUGCCUGACUCAAGUGGAUUGAUAGGUGAAAAUACUGUUACUGCUUCAAGUUCAGCACUGGUGGCUGAGACGUCCUCCUCGACACAUGAAAACAGAGAGAUAUCCAAACGUGUGUUGGAUCCUGUUCUUGAGGUACAGCUGGCUCGUCUCCAGGAGCUGGGAUUCAGUAUGGAAGAUUGUCGUAAAGCUCUUUUGAUCUGCCAAGGUGACUUGAAAAAAGCAGCAAGCUGGUUAUUUAAGAAUGCUGAACCUUUGAAAUCAGUUUCCCUGAGCUCUUCAGGGCGAGAUAGCCAGGGGAUGGUGCCUUUUCAGUUCAUCUCUGGUGUAGAAGUAAAAGCUGAAAGCAUAUGCAUUUGCUUCAUUGAUGACUGCAUGGACUGUGAUGUUCCCCUUGCUGAGUUAACCUUUUCAUCUUUGAAUUUUCUCCAACAUUUGAGAGCCAACCCUGAAGGCUGUGCUCGUUUUACCCUCUCUGGAGAUUAUUACAAUCGGGAGCUUUCAGGCUGGGAGCCAUUUAUUGAGCCAUGGCCAUGUUCAGUUUCUUGGCAGCAGCAAGCAUCGAGCCGCCUCCACCCUUCCCGGCUGAAGCUGGAAGUAAAGGCUAAAUACCGUUUGGAUAUAAACAUCACCUCUGUCUUCAUAGAACAGUACACAUGUACCAAACAGUCAUGGAUGGAAGAUUACUGUAAACAGGACAAAGAAGUGAAUGUGGUCAGUUCAGAAGACUGGAUGGGUGCUUCAGGGGAUCCACCAUGCUUUGGGCAGAGCCUUCCUCUUGUCUACCUUAGAACUAGGAGUACAGCCAGUUUGACUAACCUAGAGCAUCAGAUCUAUGCUAGAGCUGAAAUGAAGACUCCCAAACGUAGGCAGCCAUUUGUCCCAUUUGCUCUAAGAAAUCACACUGGAUGCACUCUGUGGUUUGCUACCCUAACUACAACUCCAACACGGGCUGCCCUGUCCCACAGUGGGAGUCCAGGUGUUGUUCCUGGGGAAAAUGGGACCUUGCUGGAUGAUGCCCAUAAUGUCAGUGAAUGGCAGGAAGUUAUUACUGGGGAAGAGGUUCCAUUUGAAUUUGAAGCCAGAGGGAAACUCAGACACAGGCACACACAUGAUCUAAGAAUUCAUCAGCUGCAAGUGAGAGUAAAUGGCUGGGAAGAGGUCAGUCCAGUCUCUGUAGACAAGGUUGGAACGUUUUUCCGAUACGCUGCACCAGAUAAGAACUCUUCCUCCUCCACUCUUGGAAGCCCAAUAAGUAGAACAAACAUAAUCCAUCCGCAAGUCUACUUUUCUUCAUUGCCUCCAGUUCGUGUGGUGUUUGAAGUUACCAUGGAAGGUAGUGCUCGGAAGGUGAUAACAGUGCGCUCAGCCUUGAUCGUGAAGAACAAGCUGGAAACACCAAUGGAACUGAGACUAGACAGUCCUUCUGCUCCUGACAAACCUGUAGUUCUUCCAGCAGUUAUGCCAGGAGAUUCCUUUGCUAUUCCAUUGCACCUUACAUCUUGGCAUUUGCAAGUCAGGCCAAAAGGAAUGGGAGUCUUCUUCUGCAAGGCCCCAAUUCAUUGGACUAAUGUUCAGAAGACAGCAGAAGUAUGCAGCAGCAAGAGAGAGUGUCAUUCAAUGGAGUCUGAAAAUAGCAGAUUUUUCAGGUUUUGCGUGGCUAUAAAGAAAGAAAAUUACCCAGAUUACAUGCCUUCCAGCAUAUUUUCUGACAGUGCUAAACAGAUUUUCAGACAGCCUGGGCAUACUAUUUAUCUCUUGCCAACGGUGGUCAUCUGUAACUUGCUACCUUGUGAGCUGGAGUUCUACGUCAAGGGGAUGCCAAUUAGUGGGACGUUAAAACCUGGCAAAGAGGCAGCGCUGCACACGGCUGAUACAUCCCAGAACAUUGAGCUUGGGGUCUUGCUAGAAAACUUCCCCAUCUGCAAAGAGCUGCUGAUUCCUCCUGGCACACAGAACUACAUGGUGCGGAUGCGCCUGUAUGAUGUCAACAAACGGCUGCUGAACUUGACCAUAAGGAUUGUAUGUCGUGCUGAAGGCUCUCUGAAGAUACUCAUUUCAGCACCAUACUGGCUAAUCAACAAAACAGGAUUACCACUUAUCUUCAGACAAGAUAAUGCAAAAACAGAUGCUGCAGGUCAAUUUGAAGAGCACGAGCUUGCUAGAAGCCUCAGCCCACUUCUGUUCUGUUAUGCUGAUAAAGAACAGCCAAACCUUUGUACAAUGCGGGUUGGAAAAGGAAUCCAUCCUGAAGGCAUGCCUGGCUGGUGCCAGGGUUUCUCCCUGGAUGGUGGUAGUGGUGUCAGAGCCCUUAAGGUGAUCCAACAUGGCAACAGGCCAGGCCUCAUUUAUAACAUUGGUAUUGAUGUUAAAAAAGGCAGAGGCCGUUACAUCGAUACAUGCAUGGUGACGUUUGCCCCCCGCUACCUGUUGGAUAACAAAUCCAGCUACAAACUUGCCUUUCUUCAGCAGGAGUUUGCCAGGGGACGGGGAGCAUCCAAUCCUGAUGGCUAUAUCUCCACACUGCCUGGUUCCAGCGUCGUGUUCCACUGGCCACGUAACGAUUAUGAUCAGCUGUUGUGUGUGAGACUGAUGGAUGUCCCAAACUGUGUCUGGUCUGGGGGCUUUGAGGUCAACAAAAAUAACUCCUUCCAUAUCAACAUGAGGGACACCUUAGGAAAAUGUUACUUCUUGAGAGUAGAAAUCACUCUUCAAGGAGCCACCUACCGCAUUGCCUUCAGCGACACGGAUCAGUUGCCUCCACCCUUCCGCAUAGACAAUUUCUCCAAGGUCCCGAUUGUUUUUAAUCAGCACCGUGUCGUCGAGCCAAGGCUGUACACUGAAGUGAAGCCCAUGACCUCUCUGGAUUAUGCAUGGGAUGAACCUAUUCUACCACCUUUUAUAAUGUUGACAGUUAAAGGGGCAAGCUCCUCAAAUAUUGUCUGCAGCAUGAAUGACUUCCAAGACAGCAAGCAGCUGUACUAUGAGAACUUCAUUUACAUUGCUGCUGCAUACACAUUCUCAGGGUCACAGGAGCCAAGUGCAAGACCAGUUGCAUCAAAUAAGGAUGCUGCAUAUGCAGAGCUUGUCCUUGAUGUUUCUCCAAAGACUCAACGAGUUGUGUUGAAAAAGAAGGAACCAGGAAAACGCUCCCAGCUGUGGAGAAUGACAGACACAGGAAUGAUUUGCCAUGAAGGUUCUUCAGUUCCUCAUAACCCCCAUAAACCUUCUCCUCGGUCUGUGGAGUCUUCUAUGAUUUUAGAUAUCGCAGGCCUGGCAGCUGUCACAGAUAACAGGUACGAACCCCUGAUGCUGAGGAAGCCUGACCGACGGCGCAGCACUACCCAGACGUGGAGCUUUCGUGAUGGAAAGCUGACCUGUGGUAUUCAUGGCCUUGUUGUCCAGGCAAAGGGAGGAAUACUGGGUCUUCAUGAUGGAGCAGAAGUUGUUCUUGGUCCUGAUGCUUCAGUUGAGCUUCUGGGGCCAGUUCCUCCAGAACAGCAGUUCAUAAACCAAAAGAUGAGGCCUGGAUCAGGAGUGCUAGCUGUUAGAGUCAUCCCAGAUGGGCCAACUAGAGUUCUACAGAUAACAGAUUUUAACCAGCGCCGAAACGAGCGACUGUCCAGCGAAGGAGAUGAGCUUCCAGUCACGGAACAAGAUCUGCGCAAGUUAAAAAAUCCAGAUUCAGAGCAGGAAUUGGAGGUGCUUGUGAAACUGAAAGGAGGAAUAGGAUUGUCUUUGGUUAACAAAGUUCCUGAGGAGUUGGUGUUUGCAAGCCUCACAAGAAUUCAUGUCCACUAUACACAACUGUCAACAAGUCAGGUGCUGGAGCUCAGUGUGCAAGACAUACAGGUGGACAACCAGCUCAUUGGCACCACACGGCCUUUUAUACUCUUCCUGACACCUAGGAUGAGUGAAAACGAUCCGGUGGAGACUGGGCCUGCCGUGCAGGUCAAUGCUAUGAAACUUCCCAGCAAAAAUGCACUGACUGAUAUAUACAAGCAUCUGAUGAUCACUGCUCGAAAGUUCACAGUUCAAAUUGAGGAGAAACUUCUUCUGAAGCUAUUGAGUUUCUUUGGCUAUGAUCAGUCUGAAUCAGAGGUUGAAAAGUAUGAUGAAAACCUCCAUGAGAAGGUUGUUGAACAAGGUGGAGCGCAGAAGCGAUACUACUUUGAAAACCUGAAGAUUAGUGUGCCUCAGAUAAAGCUGAGUGUCUUCACAUCCAACAAGCUGCCUUUGGAUCUCAAGGCACUGAAAAGCAGCCUGGGAAUUCCUCUAAUCCGGUUUGAAGAUGCUGUGAUAAAUCUGGAUCCUUUCACAAGGGUCCAUCCCUAUGAAACUCAGGAGUUUAUCAUCAAUGACAUUCUGAAACACUUUCAGGAGGAGCUGCUUAGCCAGGCAGCGAGGAUUCUAGGUUCUGUGGAUUUCCUUGGCAACCCUAUGGGUCUGUUGAAUGACGUUUCAGAAGGUGUUACUGGACUUAUAAAAUAUGGCAACGUUGGUGGUCUCAUAAGAAACGUCACGCAUGGGGUAUCGAACUCGGCUGCAAAGUUCGCUGGGACCUUGUCAGAUGGUUUGGGAAAGACAAUGGAUAACAGGCACCAGACGGAACGGGAAUACAUUCGCUACCACGCUGCAACCAGUGGAGAGCAUCUUGUGGCUGGAAUCCAUGGACUUGCACAUGGUAUCAUUGGAGGAUUGACAAGUGUAAUAACUUCAACAGUCGAAGGUGUGAAAACUGAGGGAGGUGUCAGUGGUUUCAUCUCAGGCCUUGGGAAGGGGCUGGUUGGCACAGUAACCAAACCUGUGGCUGGAGCUCUGGAUUUUGCAUCGGAAGCUGCACAGGCAGUGAGGGACACUGCGACUCUCAGCGGCCCCAGGACACAAGCAGAGAGAGUGAGGAAGCCACGCUGCUGCAGAGGACCUCAAGGGCUCUUGCCCUGCUACUCAGAAAGUCAAGCAGAAGGACAAGAACAGCUCUUCAAGCUGACCGACAACAUCCAGGAUGAGUUCUUCAUAGCAGUGGAGAACAUAGACAGCUACUGUGUUCUCAUUUCAUCUAAAGCUGUUUACUUUCUGAAGAGUGGUGACAACACAGACCGUGAGGCCAUCUUCCUGGAAGUCAAGUAUGAUGAUCUCUACCACUGCCUCGUUUCAAAAGACCACGGGGAGGUGUAUAUACAGCUGACCAAGAAAGCUGUGAACACGAGUAGUGGUGUAGCAAUGCCAGGCCCAUCCCAACAACGACCAAUGGUGAAAGUGAAAUCUGAAGUGAUUGCAGUAAAGCUAUCUCAAGAAAUAAACUAUGCAAAGAGCCUUUAUUAUGAACAACAGCUGAUGUUAAGACUCAGUGAAAACCAAGAACAAUUGGAGCUGGACUCUUGAAACCUCUUCCUUACUGCCAGAGUG